AUUUUGUUAAAACCCUCAGAACAAAUCCUAGGAAGAGACUAGAGAGAGGAGAGCUUGCAAAGGAACCUCAAACGCCCAGAAACUCCCUCGCCGGCCGUACAUCCCGGCGUGACCUCCGAUUCCGGUGAAGUUACCGAGCUCCGUCUUCCCAGCGCAAGACUCUCCGACGACAUCCAUUAGGGAGCUUGACUGGGUUGCUGAAGCUUUCUUUCCGGUUCAACGCCCUCUCCCGGUCCGGUCCGACACAACCUCGGAAUCCUCGGCGGUUCAGCUAAAGAAUUCCUGGAGAGAAAGUAAAAGAAACUGCGAAAAAGGUUUUUGACUCUUUGAGGAGUUGGCUCUGGGUGAGCAAAAGAGCAAGAAAUGGAAAAGGCGUCUAGCUAUUUAUGGAGGAAAUAUGCUGACUAUGUGUGGACGAAGUGGGAAAGAAUGCUCAUCUGGAACAUGGUUGAGCCAUAUAUGAGGCCCAAAUCAUUCACGCCUGUGGUUACUAUCUAUGUUGCUGCUUUCUAUACUGGGGUUGUUGGUGCUGCUAUUACUGAGCAACUUUACAAGGAGAAAUAUUGGGAAGAUCACCCUGGGGAGAUUGUGCCUUUAAUGAAGCCAACAUUCUAUCCCGGACCUUGGAAGGUAGCGAUGGGGCAGGUUCCUGCCCAUUUGAGAGAGAAUAGCGGUUGAAUUUUGACAUAAUUUUGCAGACUAAAAUAUGCUAUUGCUUGUGAAAAUAUGAGAAAGAAAAGAAAGAAGCCCUCCUUGCUAAUACUAGAUUACUAAUAAUACUUGCUUUUCCUGUUUGACCAUGACCAUGUGGUGUGCAUCUGAUAUUUUACAAGAGAGCCCUUUUCACAAUUAUUGGUUACAACAGAACACUAUUCCUUUUGGUUCACAAUUAUUUCAGCCUAUUCUCAUCACAUCUCUA
This is a messenger RNA of Morus notabilis, 919 nucleotides long. RefSeq lists its product as uncharacterized. The record is from RefSeq and is a predicted model, not a curated record. Lineage: Eukaryota; Viridiplantae; Streptophyta; Magnoliopsida; Rosales; Moraceae. The transcript is spliced from 3 exons. The coding region runs from base 364 to 678 and encodes 104 amino acids.